Molecule: messenger RNA, 2107 nt
Organism: Culex quinquefasciatus (southern house mosquito)
Lineage: Eukaryota; Metazoa; Arthropoda; Insecta; Diptera; Culicidae
Exons: 3
Coding region: 202-1818 (538 amino acids)
Molecular function (GO): protein dimerization activity
Source: RefSeq, a predicted model, not a curated record
GGUGCGGACUUGUUCGAAGUCAACCCGGAAACAAAAGAAGCCCAGUGUAACAUCUGCAAGACCAUCAACAAAUCUCGUCGAAAUUUUUCUUACAAGCGCCACUACCUGAAUUUUCACCGGAAAGAAGCCAUCGAACUCGGAUUGAUCAACGAAGAAGACGCCAUUGGACCGGAACCAAAAGUUAAGAAGACGAAAGUACGGAUGGACCAAGCUACGUACGAAAAAUCGGUUGUCGAUCUGGUUUCCGUCCACGGGUUGUCGCUGCGAACCCUUAACAGCCCAGCCAUGCGUUGCCUAAUGAAUCCGUACGAAGAAGCUCUGAACAUUCCGGCCAUCAAUUCGGUUUCUGUAAAACCAAUGUUAUCGGACAUUGCCGGAGAGGUGAAAUCGAAGAUCAUCCGAGAAGUUACUGGUAAAUUCAUCUGUCUCAAGCUCGACAUUGCUACUCGUCUUGAUCGAGACAUGUUGGGCAUAAAUAUCCAGUUCAUGAAGCGAAAGAAGCAGGUUGUCCGAACUCUUGGCAUCAUCCAGCUCAAGCAGCGGCACACGGCGAAAGUUAUCAAAGAAGAGGUCAUGCGGGUGCUGCAAAACUACGGUAUUGAUUUGGAGUCGAUUUACUCAAUUACCACAGAUAAUGGGUCAAACAUGCUUCUUACAAGCGAGCUGAUUGAAUUAGACUUGGAUGAACUCCUUGAAGAGCUCCAUGAAGAAAGCUGUUCCGAGAGCGGGGACGAGGAUGGCGACGAAAAACCCCAAAGAGUCGAUGACGAAGACUUUGAUCGUACUGAUGAACUACGGAACAUAUUUUCGGCCGUCCGUUGUGCUGCACAUACGGCGCAAUUGGCCGUGCUGGACACCCUGAAGGAGACAAACAUGCGGAAACACAUCUCGGCGAUCAAGGCGUUUGUUAAGAAUCUACGAAAAAUGCCGUACAAAAAUUUACUCAAGAGUGACAAUAUCAACAAGCCGGUUCUUAGCUGCGACACGCGUUGGAACUCUGCUUACGCCAUGGCCAAAUCCCUCCAGGACAACAAGCAGUACAUCGCGAACAUGACCAAAAACGACAAGGUCUGCCAUUUAUCCGAGUCGGAGUGGGACUUUAUUGAAGCGUUUGUGCACGGCUUCAAACCGAUGGCGGUGUUGACUUAUGCUUUACAGGCAGAGCAGUUAACUCUGAGCGAUUUCUACAUCUUGUGGUUCCGAUGCAAGCUCGCGCUCAAAAAGCAGAACGAUACAAUGUCGUUGAAGCUCCUUCAAAAUAUGGAGAAAAGAGAGCCUUCUCUACUGAACAACAAGGCCGUGUUGGCCGCAGCAUACGUAGAUCAGCGAAUAAACUACAAGCAAAGUCCUAUUUUUGACGAUGAUCAAAGAGCAGCUGCGUUGCGCCAUCUGAAGCUCGUCCUGCGGCGAAUAAGUCUUAGAAAAGGAACCGACCAACCGCAAGGAGUUCCAAGGUCGAGUCAGUCAGUUAACUCUGACGAAGACCCUCUGGAAGAGUUCCUGGUUGACCACGAAAAUUCGUUCGAGCAGACGCAAUCUGGAUCAACACUUGAAAAACUCGAGAAUCUUUCACUGAAGCCUCGACUGAAGCUGACCGAAAACCAGAACAUAAUCGAAUACUGCUUUGAGGAAAUGGGCAAGGAUCAAGAAAUGUGGGAGCUUGUUUCAGUAGUUUUGUCCUCUCCGGCCACUCAAGUUUCUGUGGAGCGCUCGUUCAGCGCACUCGCUUUCAUUCUUUCUAAACUAAGGUCACGUUUAUCGGAGGAAACACUUCAUAACAUAUUAUUGAUUAGGCUCAACAAUGAGUUGCUUCACUGAAACCUCUUCUAUCAUGAUUUUUAUUCAUUCUGUUCACGUGUUAAAACAUUAUUUUCCAUUAUAUCGUUGAUUAAAAAAAGAAAAUACUUUAAUUGCCUUUCAAUUCAACGCUACAAAAAGAACUAUGAAGAUAAAUUCAAAUAAGCACGCGUGCGCACACGUGCUUAUCAUGUGUGAGUGCUUAUAUAAAAUAAGCACACUUCAAUUAGAAGGGUGUUUUGCAUUGCGGAAAGCUCUAAAAAUCAUGGGUGCUUUGUUUAGCAAAAAGCUCUACACCUAACAAAUCUGC